UGUGACCCAGGCACUGUGUCGAUUGAGUACAACGACGAACGUGUUGCAGCAGCCGAGCCUCCUGCCGCAGCAGGCUCGCGAGGCGGCCUCCAGGCUAGUGAACCCGCAUUUGACCGACCCAGCGGCGGCGCCCCCCGUCCCACCCCUCAAGCCCACCAUCAUUCCACCGUCCCCUCCGUCUGGCCACAGCCUGCCCCCUCAAGUGCUGACAUUCGCCCGUCCACAGCCUUGACAGACACCCCUCCCUAG
Mesocestoides corti is the source of this 249-nucleotide messenger RNA. NCBI's taxonomy places the organism in Eukaryota, Metazoa, Platyhelminthes, Cestoda, Cyclophyllidea, Mesocestoididae. The record is from the annotation of a GenBank genome assembly.